This is a messenger RNA of Coffea arabica (coffee), 1749 nucleotides long. NCBI's taxonomy places the organism in Eukaryota, Viridiplantae, Streptophyta, Magnoliopsida, Gentianales, Rubiaceae. The record is from RefSeq and is a predicted model, not a curated record.
AUGACCCUAAGGAGCGGGAAGGAAAUUCUGGGGCCUGAGCCUGUAAUCCCUAAGGACAAGGAUGAGGAAAAGAUUGAAAAUAAACUUGAGAGGGAGGACGGCAAUAGUGCAAAUCCAAAGGUACUUCCAAACCCAAUAAUCACAGUUAAAACUAACCCGCCUCCUUUCCCUAACAGGUUGGAAAAAUCGAAGAAACAGGAUAAGGAGAAGGAAAUCUUGGAGGUGUUUCGCAAAGUAGAGAUUAAUAUCCCCCUCUUAGACGCAAUCAAACAAGUACCGAAAUAUGCCAAGUUCCUAAGGGACUUGUGUGUCAAUCAAAGGCGGUUGAGGGGAGAUGAAAGGGUCAUUGUAGGGGAGAAUGUGCCAGCGGUCCUGCAGAGAAAUCUUCCACCAAAGUGUGGGGACCCAAGUAUGUUUACUAUUCCCUGUAGAAUACGCAACACUAUGAUUAGAAGGGCCAUGUUGGAUCUGGGAGCAUCAAUUAAUGUCAUGCCUAAAUCUAUCUAUGAUUCUCUAAAACUAGAUGUGUUGGUAAAAGUUAAUGAUUUGGUAUUUUCAACUGAUUUUUAUGUGCUUGAUAUGGAUGAUGAUCACUCACCCGAUCCCUCACCUUUGUUAUUGGGUAUACCCUUUAUGAGCACAGCACAAACAAAAAUUGAUGUUAAUAAAGUGCAGGAAGUGUUUGAAACUGUUGGCAGCGAUGAAUUGGAAGUUGUUUUGACCAAGCACCUCGAGUUGGAGACGACUCUUGAGGAGGAGAAGUUGAUCCGAGUCCUUAGAGAGCAUAAAGAGGCGAUAGGUUGGACCAUCACAGACAUCAAGGGAAUCAGCCCCUCCAUCUGUAUGCACCGGAUUAGACUCGAAGAGGAUGCUAAACCUGUACGGCAGGCUCAAAGGAGGCUCAAUCCCCUCAUGAUGGAAGUGGUGAAGAAAGAAAUUUUGAAACUGUUAGAUAUGGGGAUCAUCUUUGCGAUAUCAGAUUGCCCUUGGGUGAGCCCGAUCCAGGUAGUCCCAAAGAAGGCAGGAGUGACGGUAGAAGCCAACCAAACGGGAUAUUUUCAGAUGGCAAUUGCAUCAGAGGACCAAGAGAAGACGACCUUCACGUGUCGCGUACAGACGGAUGCCAUUCGGGUUGUGCAAUGCACCUGCAACAUUCCAGAGGUGUAUGAUUUAGUCAAUUAUUUGGUAACGAGUAAUUUCCCUGCAGGUUGGCCGAAAUCGAAGAGGGAUAAAUUGAAGAGUGACGCCAAGUAUUUCAUCUGGGAUGACCCGUACUUAUGGAAGAGAUGUACUGAUCAGGUGAUGAGGCGAUGUGUAAGUGAAACUGAAUUUCAACCAAUUCUAACUUUUUGUCAUACUUUUGCCUGUGGAGGUCAUUUUGAACCCAAGAGAACUGCUCAUAAGGUAUUGGAAAGUGGAUUUUAUUGGCUUUCAUUGUUUAAAGAUGCUUAUGUGUUUUUCAAUUACGUGUCUAAAUGGGUGGAGGCCAAGGCCAUCCGGACUGAUGAUUCGAAAGUAGUUGCAGAUUUUAUCAGGUCUAAUAUUUUUGUGCGAUUUGGAAUGCCAAGAGCUAUUGUCAGUGAUAGGGGAACACACUUCUGCAACAAAACCAUAGCUGCGUUGUUUCACAAGCUUAAGCUCUUCCCAGGUGUCCCUCUAUCAUCACGCGCCCGCGUCAUGACGUAUAGAGAGCUCAUGAUCAGAAUCGCCAGAAAGGAUUCCUGCCCUUAUGACGUGCCCGCGUCAUGA